UGAGACCUAGACUAUGAAAGAUCAAUGCACCGAAGUAAAAAUUGGACGCAUUUAAAACUUUUAGUCCAAAAUGUUUUGCUCCAAAUAUUUUGUGACCGCCUCAAUCCGACUGAUUUAAAACUUUUAGACCAAAAUGUUUUGCUCCAAAUAUUUUGUGACCGCCUCAAUCCGACUGAUAUUUUAUUUGGGCCCCUUAGACCAUCUGCAAUGGAGGUCCGUUAAGGAUCCUUAGCUCCAUAUCCAAUGUUUAUCAGAUUAAAAAACUAUUAUUUGAGUAACAUAAUACAAGGAUUGAUCCUUACAUAAGGAAUUUAAGGAUCAAAUCCUUGUCUAUGUGGCGGCUUGACUCUCUCAUUGAUUUCUGUCCAUCUCCUUCUUCGUUUCCUUUCCUCUGAUUUUAUGCUAGAUUUGUAGCUCUCUGAUUGAUUUCUGUGUGGAUCGAGCCAUGUGGAGCCAUGUCUUUCCUUUCCGCUGCCUCUGAAGAUGGCAGCCAUGUCUUUCCUUUCGGCUUCAUCUGAAGAUGGCAGCCAUGUCUUUCCUUUCCGCUGUCCCUUCGAGUUUUUUCCAUGGUGGUGGUCUUCCUGUGGGUAGGAGCGAUCUCUGUCUCUUCGGUUUCUACCCUCAAACUGGAAAUUCACAGAGACCCUCUCUUUUCAUCAGGUGGGUUUCUCUACUUUCGAUUAGUUAUAGAUUGAUUAGAUUUUUGAAGCUCUUUGCUUCAAUCUAUAGAUGUCUGUGGUAAUGAUGGCUAAAGUCGAUAGCUUUAGUAGAUUUUUAUUGUGGAUAUGUGAAAAACAGAACUAGAGAAGACACAAAGUAAGAGACUUGUGUUGUUAGUAAUAAUGGAGUUUGGGUUCAAUGUCCACUGCUGAAGGAGCUGUCUCUGAUUUGUUUGGGAAGCCUCUCUUCUUAUCCCUCUACGACUGGUUCAUGGAGCAUGGAGGAGUUUACAAACUUGCGUUUGGUCCAAAGGCAUUUGUUGUCAUCUCUGAUCCUAUUGUUGCGGCAUGUCCUCAGAGAGAACGCGUUUUCUUAUGACAAGGGAGUUCUUGCUGAGAUCUUAGAACCCGUCAUGGGAAAAGGGUUGAUACCUGCUGACCUUGAUACCUGGAAGUUAAGAAGAAGAGCUAUAACUCAUGCGUUCCAUGCAUUGCAUUUGGAGGCCAUGGUCAAAGUAUUCAGCAACUGUUCUGAGAAAAUGAUACUGAAAUCUGAGAAACUCUUAAGGGAGAAAGAAGUUUGAAGCGGAGGAGGGGACACGAUUGAGUUGGAUCUUGAAGCAGAGUUCUCGAGUUUGGCUCUUGAUAUUAUAGGGCCUAGCGUGUUCAACUAUGACUUGUAAACAUUUUUAAACUUGUAUCAAACAUAGAUAUUUUUAAACUCUAUCACACUUAUAUUAAAUGAAACCUAUAGUUUUAAGAAGAUAAACUUAUACAUAAGAUAAGAAAAACUAAUAGAAAUUCUUUAGCUUAUAAUUUAUAAUUUUUUUUUUAAAUUGAAAUUGAAAAACUUAUAGUUUUUAAACUUAUACAUUUUUAAACUUCUCUUUUCUGGUAUAUUUAUUUUUAAUCAUGCAAUUAAUAAAAUUUCAAUUUCAAUUUAAAAAAAAUUAUUUUUUUAUUUCUAAGAACUCCUAAUUGAGGAUCACCAUUUGACACAUUAUUUUGACUAGAGUCCUUAACUAUUCAAACAAAAAAAAAU
Messenger RNA from Brassica rapa (field mustard), 1701 nucleotides. Its product is annotated as cytochrome P450 97B3, chloroplastic. NCBI's taxonomy places the organism in Eukaryota, Viridiplantae, Streptophyta, Magnoliopsida, Brassicales, Brassicaceae. Gene Ontology annotation, cellular component: chloroplast. The record is from RefSeq and is a predicted model, not a curated record. Gene Ontology annotation, molecular function: monooxygenase activity; heme binding; iron ion binding.